Messenger RNA from Wasmannia auropunctata (little fire ant), 2246 nucleotides. Its product is annotated as probable serine/threonine-protein kinase irlF. The coding region runs from base 633 to 1904 and encodes 423 amino acids. The transcript is spliced from 5 exons. NCBI's taxonomy places the organism in Eukaryota, Metazoa, Arthropoda, Insecta, Hymenoptera, Formicidae. The record is from RefSeq and is a predicted model, not a curated record.
AAUCUUAAGUAUCUCCGGAGUCUUUUCAUUUACGUUUUGGCGUUAUGUAUUGGGAGAGAGAGAGAGAGAAAGAGAGAGCUAAGCGCUUCGGCGUACGUGGCGGAUAAUCGUCGUACUAACUGCGCGCCGUACACAAACUCGUUGUUUAUCAAUUGUCAGAAGGAAAAAACCAGGAGAUUUCGUGAGAUUCUAACCUGUUCUAACCUCAAUCGCGCCCGAAUCACCUCUCCGUAUGUCUAUGACGUUCGAAGGAGGAACGCUCACGUUCCGUUUUUACAUGCUGCUUAAACGGUCUUGCAACUCACAUAUCGCGUAUACCUAACGAAUGGACUUGAUGAAUGAUCAGAGUAAACAAAUUGGAUGAAUGUCGAGAGAGAGAGAGAGAGAGAGAGAGCUUUCAUUCUCACCUUAGAGUCAUCUUACAUUGUCAUCUCCUAUCUAUGAUGUAUUUAAUUUGAAAUAAUUGUUUUUCAUAAAAACGUAAUGCAGAGUUCUCAAUGAAAAGUGGCGAGGCAAAGUGAAGUGCGAGUUGUACUGCGACUGGCUGCCCACACAUCUUUAGUAGCUGAUACGUUGUAGCCUGCCUAGAAGUAGUAUUUCUAUACACUGUUGCCUAUCUCCUGACUCUAUAAAUGUUUAAGCCUGAUCUAGAGGUCACGGGUAUCUCCCGUAGUGGCCGUGUGAGGAAGAAAUCUUCUAAGCUGGUCGACUUCGAGUCCGACGAUCUGACCGAGAAUAAGCUCAAGCGGCAGAAGGCGCAGCAACUGCAAACCCAACAGCAACUCUUGGAUCAGUAUGAGGUACAACAACAACAACAACAACAGCAGCAGCAGCAGCAACAACAGCAGCAGCAGCCGUUGCCCACGCAAUCUAGCCAGGCAGUUAAUGUCGGGCAACAGAGAAAGAAUUCAGGCUCGAAUCAUGCGCAACAGAAGAUCAAGCUGGAGAUCUCGUCUGAAAACGAGGGACAGUCGUCCAGUUCAGAAUCUGAUGAUCCCACUGGGAUGAACGAGGAGGAGAGAUACAGUUUGGACUCGGGUAGCGACAAUGAGGUGGAUCCGCUUAUGAUCGACGAGAGAGAAAUGGGAUUCAGGAAGCUGGAGCCGCCACUAGGUCAGGAAACAUCCCAAGCAAAUAGUUUAUAUAUGCUUGAAAAAUGUAAGAAAAAGUUGAUUAUUAAGGAUGGGAAAAUUAUAGGCAAGACGAAGGCACAGCGCAAGGAUAAAGGGAAAACGAGAUUUACCGCUUAUAUGCUAUGGGCAAAGAAAAUUAGGCAAGAACUGUUAGAGCAAUCUCCUUACAUGGAUUUUGCGGCAAUUUCUAAGCGAUUAGGAGAGCUGUGGGCUACAGUACCACAUCUGGAAAAGUAUAAUUGGCGCAGGCGUGCAAAGCGCUUAGCCGCAAAGCCUCAUCCUUUACCGGCAAGUAAAGAUGAGCCCGUUUGGAAAAUGCCACCACCCGCCUCGCGAAAAAAAUUCAUUAAUAAACUUGGCAAUGCGAAAGAAACGAAGACCGCUUCUGCAAAAAAGACUAUUCAACUCGGCGUGCCGUCUGUCGUUGGGAAUGUUCCAAUCUCACCGCCGUCGAAUCGCACCAGUAAAGAUCUGGUUAAUGAGCCGAUAAUCGGCACGGGGAUGUACAAGGUCGUUGGAACACAGCCGAUCGACGUUGCAGCCCAUCUCAAACUGCUCGGUGAAAGCCUGACAAUCAUUGGGGAACGUUUGAAGGAGCACGACGGUCAAAUAGCUGUUUCCGGCAGCCUUUCGGUUCUACUGGAUUCGUUACUCUGUGCCUUAGGCCCGUUAAUUUGUUUAACGCAGCAAUUGCCGGAAACUAACGGAGCUAAACCUGAAACACUUUCCCAAAUGCUCGACAACAUUGCUUACCUUAUGCCUGGUCUAUAAUGUACAAAAUAUGUAAAGUAUGUAGGAUUUAUGUGUAAAUACUCGUAUAAGAAAUUAGAUAUAAAAGAAAAGAGAGAUUCUACGAGCGAUGACAAAAAUGACAGUUUAUUUGCUAAAAAUUUAAAUCUGACAGAUUCUCGUUAUAUUUCGUCUACAACAGAUAAAAAAAAAGCAUUAUGUUUUAUAUAAAUAAUAUAUUUGUAUAAAAGUAAUAAUAAAUAUUUAAAUAGUCCUACAUUAGAUAAGUAAUAACUGUACAUGGUAUAUAAAUAUAACAUCACACAAUUAUUGCUCUGUAGGCAAAAUGGGCGGGCAUGUACAAAAUAGAUUCUUAUCACCAUA